Molecule: messenger RNA, 1608 nt
Organism: Thecamonas trahens ATCC 50062
Lineage: Eukaryota; Apusomonadida; Apusomonadidae
Exons: 1
Coding region: 1-1608 (535 amino acids)
Biological process (GO): TORC2 signaling
Cellular component (GO): plasma membrane; cytoplasm; TORC2 complex
Molecular function (GO): phosphatidylinositol-4,5-bisphosphate binding
Source: RefSeq, a predicted model, not a curated record
AUGAACGUGGACCUGUUUGUGGGGCAUGUGCUCUACGCUAUCAAUCACUCUGCAAAGUGUGGGGACUCGGUCUCGAGGAACCUGCACUCGGGUUCGCCUACUUCGGCGACAAACACUCUUGCCUACGGCCAUACUCUGCCUGCUGACCAAUCGUACUUUGAGCCUGUUCUCGAACCUGCGUCGGUGUCGAGGACCGAAAAGAUCAAGGCCGCCAACAAGAGGAGGAAGAACCCAAAGCGGACAACGACCAUUGUCUCGUUUACUUCGUCAUCCUCGCCUGCAAGCGGCUCUCCUGAUACCCACUCGGGCCUCUCUGAUGCUCCACUAACGAAGAAAGCCCUCCCGCCGCGUAGUCAGCGGACCAAGGCGCUGCCGAUGCAAUCGGCGCUUGCUAGGUCUGUCGACGGUGACCUGAUCGAGGUGCGGGUGUGGGUUGUGGUGGGCGGGGCGCGUAAGCCGUCGACUCCGCCGCUGGUUUUCAAGCUCCCGUCGAUGUCGACGAUGGCCAAGCUUGCCGCGCGGGCCGUGGAGCUGUACUCGCGGGCGGGCCACGCCCCGGCGCUGGUGCACACCUCACCGCUCGGGUACGUCAUGCGGCUGGCCGAAGACGAGACGGGCCUCCCCGAGUUGGACUUUCCGGCGCUCGACCGCGCGCAGCUGCUAUCGGUCAUGGGAACCACCGAGUUUGUGCUGUGCGACAACCCGAACGCCGAGGCCGACAUUGCAGCCGAGUCGUCGAAGCGGCUGGAGGACGCCAGGACGACGCGGCUCGGCGCCGGGCGGACGACCAAGCGGCGGGUGACUGCGGGCCGCCGGGCGCUCACAGUUCACUCUGUGCACGGCUCGGAUCCUGCGGCGCCAGACAUGGACACGGCGGCGUUUGCUGGCAAGAACGUGCGAAUCCGCAUCCACUUUCCCAACGGCGCAGCGUCGGUGCUCAUGUUCGACGCCGCCAUUUCUAUCCAGCAGCUACUCAAGAUUGCGUCCAACAAGCGGACGACCCACCUGGAAGACUGCACUGUGCACCGAACAGAGGACGGGCCCGAGGUGGACAAGCGGACGCCGCUCGGCAUGAUUCCCAAGCUCUCGGAACUGUUCCUUAAGAGCGGCGGACUCGCCCGCCGGCGCGGAACCAUCGGCUCGCGGUCGGGCUCGGUCGCCGCUUCCACCAACGACAACACACUUGCGCCUCCAUCGUCGGACGGGCAGCGGUCACGGUCGUCAACACUCACCUCGCCAUCGCCGCUCCAAUUUCAGUUCUCCGAGUUUACCGCCAUCAUGUACAAGGAGUACGCGCUCGUCAAGAUCAACAAGGCCGGGCGCCGCCAGCAGCGGGUCCUCGGCAUCGAUGGCGACCGCCUCCACAACAAGACCAUCCAGCAGGCCGCCGGCAAGAAGUCUUCCAAGUUUGGCAAGCUCUUCAAGUCUGGCGAGGUCAAGCGACCGUACCGCGAGUGGUCCGAGGUUCUUCAGAUCGAGCGUCUUAACGAGCUCGAGUUUGUCAUCUCUUUCAUCGACAAGUCGUCCAACCACUACGAGGCUGAGACCGUUGCCCAGGCCGAUGAGAUACUCGCCAAGCUCACCGUUCUUUUUGAGCGCCGCGUCUAA